Trichobilharzia regenti is the source of this 551-nucleotide messenger RNA. Lineage: Eukaryota; Metazoa; Platyhelminthes; Trematoda; Strigeidida; Schistosomatidae. The record is from the annotation of a GenBank genome assembly.
UGUAAGUGGUGUGACCUUGAAGGCUGUAUCACACUCAAAAAUGACCUCUACGGUUAGAGGGAAACCGAAAUCGGGCCGCACGUGGAAGGAUGUUCGGACUGCGAAGCAUAGUGCAAUGAAAAAAGAUAAAGGUUUGCAUACAGCAUUCCAUAUUCGUAGAAAAAUUGAAGAACAAGUAAAACAAAUUCGUAAUGCAUCUCUUGAACGGAAAAAAGCAAAAGAUGAAUUAAAGAGGGCUAAACGUUUAAAAGAAGAAGAAAAACGGAAGAGGAAGUUGGAAAAUGAACGUCGGUCAGAAAUUGUUGUUCCGGUUAGUAAUCCAGCGAAAAUCAAACGUAUGCGAAAGAAACAAUUAAGAAUGAUUACAACUCGAUAAAAUGCAACUCUGAUGUAUAAUAAUAAUAAAUAUUCAAAUUUGAUACUUCUGUUUAUUGAACUUCCUUUUCCAGUCGUUAAGACAUGGCUUACUGCCUCAACCACUUGACUUUUAGCCAGUUAGCUAAGAGUUCAAGUCCUGCUUCGCCUACUUAAACCUUGAUGGCAACUGGGUA